UACACAUCUACACAUUCAGAGUACUCUGUAUUACCAGACACCUGAAUCAUCCUAACUAGAUCCGCAUACUUCACAAAGACCUUUGGGUUUCUUUGUUACCUCGGACUCAAAACAAACACUUCACCCCAAAUUCACCUGGUAGCAAACAGCUACCCUCCCAACGACACCAUGUCCUCUCCUCCAUAUAACAACACACCUUUAUGGCAACUACCAGUCGACGACAGCAUCCCACGCAACAUCUACUCAUACAGUCACGGCCAGGGCCCCUUGGGCUUGGUAGACAACUCCCACUUCAGCACCGGCCGAACAUCCAGACAUCCAAACGCCAUCCAACCCGACCCCCCCAUCUCCCUCCCCGGCAUCACCCUCCUCUCCACCCCCAAAUCCACCAACAUGUUCUCCUCCCUGAAAGCCUCUCUCCGCCGCAAGAAGAGCAAUCUCUCCACCUCCUCCCGCAACUCCUGGAACUCCGCCGACGAGGGCGAAGCCUCCCGCGCACCCCCCUCCCCAGUCUCCCCAAUCUCCCCCGUCGAGCUCCCAGCAACACAAUCUACCCUCCAACCCCCAGAGCGCUCUGAACUCCUCAACCCCAGCCCUCCAACCCGCCGUCCCGUUCGCGCAGGAUUCAACGCCUUCACCGUCCCCUCCAACGAGCCACCACCAGCUUACACACCCUCUCCCACCGCGGAAUCCGGCCCCGUCCUCGGCCCAUCUCCCGCCUACACACCUCCCGCCUCUAUCACCACCACCAGCGCCGGGCCAGAAGAUCCCUACUCCUUCCUCACGACCUUCGACACCGUCCUCCUCAUCGACGACUCCGGCUCCAUGGCCGGGCGCUCCUGGCGCGAAACCUCCCAAGCCCUCGCUGCUCUCCUCCCCACCAUCGUCGCACACGACACAAACGGGAUAGACCUCUACUUCCUGAACCACAAGUCCUCUGACCCCGGCGUGCCGACUGAGGGCAUCGCGGGCGGGGGAUACAGGAACAUCACCACAGCCGAGCGCAUCACCUCCAUCUUCGCCGCCGUCCGACCCGGUGGCGGAACACCAACCGGCACGCGUCUAAGCGCGAUUCUCAAGCCCUACCUCGGGCAUCUCAUCGCCCAGCACGGCGUCAGCGCUCUAAACACCGACGCCAUGGACGCGGUGAAGCCGCUCAACAUCCUGACCAUCACCGAUGGCGUGCCCAGUGAUGACGUCGAGAGCGUCUUGUUGGUGGCGGCCAAGAAGCUGGAUCAGCUCGAAGCGGCACCCCAUCAGAUAGGCGUGCAGUUCUUCCAGGUUGGGAAUGAGGAGGGUGCGAAGGAGGCACUGAGUGAGCUCGAUGAUGGGAUUCAGGGGUUGGUGAGAGGGGGGGUGAGGGAUAUGGUGGAUACGUGUACGUGGAUGGGGGGGCCGGCGGAGGAGGGGGAGGCGCCGAGGUUGACGGGGGAGGGGAUGUUGAAGGUUUGCUUGGGGAGUGUGGUGAAGAGGUUGGAUCGGAGGAGGUGUAGUCAGGAGCAGAGGAGAUAGAUGGGGUUUCAUUUGUUUUUUUUGGGAGGCGUUUGGGGGGUACGGGGGGGUGGCGUUUUACGGCGGGGAUUUGAUGGGAGAGAUACCAUUAUUAUAGACUUUUUAACUUAUAAUCUUUAUUUUGCUUCGGCACCAAAGAAUAGAGAAAACACCGCAUUGUUUCCAACCAUACAAAUACUCAAACCCGCGCAUCCUUCCAUUACCGCGCUAAAACAUACACCCAUCAAACCCCUUAACUUUAACAACUCCCCUUCCUCGCCCUACACCUCACAAUCUCCUCCCCAACACACGAAAAUACCUCAUCCCACCCCUCCCAAACCUGACACCCCUUCAGGUCCGCAAACCGCCUCAACACCACACUCUGCAGACUCCUCAUCCCCGCCCCGCUCCCACCAUUCUCGUACUCCCUCAGCCCCUCCACACCUUCAUCCAGGGUCUCCUUCACCCAUUUCCUCUCCGCUUCGGAUCCACGCACACUGCACCACAGAAAGUACGGCCCGUGAGCCAGAGCCAGCUCGCGGUAUAUACAUUGUCGCUCCACGAGGCUGCUAUCACUGCUCUCUGGCGCGCCUGACGUCGCGGAGGCGGCGUGACCGUUGUGCUCACACCCGCCCGCGCCCCAGGUGGAGCGCUCGCCGUACUCGAAAACCGUGCUUGCAACCCAGACGAGGGCCAAGGCGCUCGCAAGAGCAAGCGCAUCUUGUUGCGCCAACCAAGCCUCUUGACCGCGUCUGCCGAGGUCAUCGCCAUUCACGCUCUUCUCGUCGCUGGAAAUAGGAGUAUGUGCAGUAACCCUCGCAUCCGAGAGUUUGAGGAGGGUAUUCAGACCAUGGCUUUUAAACGCUGUGAUCCCCCCAUGGUGACAGUUGGCGCAUAGCCGAGUGGACGUCUCGAAGAGAGAGAGGAGGCGCGGCGGGG
Pseudogymnoascus verrucosus is the source of this 2430-nucleotide messenger RNA. RefSeq lists its product as uncharacterized. Bases 169 to 1512 code for a protein of 447 amino acids. The transcript has a single exon. NCBI's taxonomy places the organism in Eukaryota, Fungi, Ascomycota, Leotiomycetes, Thelebolales, Thelebolaceae. The record is from RefSeq and is a predicted model, not a curated record.